CACACACACACACACACACACAUCGUCCACCCCGUGAGGCUGACGGAGGCUCAACUGAAUCUCUGAAGAUGAAUGUGGCUAAGAUCCAUGACAGAAUGCACAUUAAGACGUUCUGGGAAAAGAAGAUUAACACUGAAUGUCAGUAUGCUGAGACCGAAGAGCAAAGGAAGAACAAGAGCUCACUCGACAAGCUGAGGGGGGAGUGGCUGGUCCGCCUGGAGAACCGAACCAAACACCUAAAGAAGCUCAACGACAGCUACAUCAAGAAGGUCAAAGUGGAGAAGUCAGCUGACCAGACAUGAGUUGAAAAACAACAGCACACAGGGAUGAUAGCAACUAACUGUGGCAUCAUAAUGUUGAAAGCAAUAAAGU
Molecule: messenger RNA, 372 nt
Organism: Gymnodraco acuticeps
Lineage: Eukaryota; Metazoa; Chordata; Actinopteri; Perciformes; Bathydraconidae
Product: protein FAM240B
Exons: 3
Coding region: 69-302 (77 amino acids)
Source: RefSeq, a predicted model, not a curated record